Molecule: messenger RNA, 2071 nt
Organism: Acanthochromis polyacanthus (spiny chromis)
Lineage: Eukaryota; Metazoa; Chordata; Actinopteri; Pomacentridae
Product: immunoglobulin alpha-2 heavy chain-like
Exons: 5
Coding region: 22-1110 (362 amino acids)
Biological process (GO): response to bacterium
Source: RefSeq, a predicted model, not a curated record
CAAUCAAACACAGUCUCGUCUAUGACAAGUGAAGAAAGGAUCGAGGUUCUUUUCAUUCAGCAUCACAGUUUGAACACGAUGGCAUCUGCACAGUUUGUCUUCUAUCUGACUUGUCUGUUCUUGGGGGAAAUGGCUCAGAUGAAUCACCUGAAUGUAUCAUCACGGGUUCAUCAAGACAGAGGUUUUCUGUCUGCCAACACUGGAGACAGCGUGACUUUGCAAUGUUUCUAUCGAGACGACAUUAUUGCAAGGUUUUACUGGUAUAAACAAAUCCCGGGACAGAAACUGAGGCUCAUCUCCAUGUUCUACAAAUAUGAAACAGAAAACAUCUUUUAUGAUGAAUUCAAGAAUAACCCACGCUUCUCACUGGAUACUGAAAAAGGCAAAAAUCACCUGAAGAUAACAAAUGUGCAUACUUCAGACUCUGCUACUUAUUACUGUGCAGGCAGCUAUUCAUUCACAUUUGAGUUUGCAGAGGGCACCACCCUCAGUGUAAAAGGUUCAGGUUUGAACUUCCAAGCUUUAGUCCAACAGUCGGCAUCUCAGACCAUCCAACCAGGAGACUCACUGACUCUCAACUGUACAGUACAUACUGGGACCUGCGAUGGAGAACACAGUGUUUACUGGUUCAAAACUCAAGAAGAAUCCCAUCCAAGAAUCAUUUACACCCGUGGAGGCAAGAAUGAUGAGUGUGGGAAGAAACUCAACACACAAACCUGUGUCUACAACCUGCCAGUAAAGAAUCUGUCUCAUGCUGGAACCUACUACUGUGCUGUUGCCUCAUGUGGACACAUAGUGUUUGGAAACGGGACCAAGCUGGAUUUCAAAUAUGAAGUGGACUCUCUAGUGUCUGUCCACAUCUUGUGGGGAGCUCUGGCAAUCACCACUUUCAUGAGUGUUUUCCAGGCUUUCCUAAUGUGUGUGAUCCUCAAAAGAAACAGAUUCAAAAGCAAAGAGCUGCAUUCAAGACCUCCUUCAGCAACAAAUGCAGAGGGCAACCAAGAUGAAGAAAACAUUCAUUACGCAGCUCUGAAGCACGACAAGGUGAACAGAUCAAGACGUCAGAGGAACAGAGACGCUGAAUGUGUGUAUUCGGGUAUAAAGCAGUAGAGCUGGACAUGUUUCCUGUUUCUUUGUUACUGUUGGACUGCAGCAUUCAAGCAGCAUGGUAUGAUCUUGUGUUCACUGUGUUCAAUUUUAUGCCCAAAUUAACAGUUUUGGAUAAUUUAACAUGAAAUUUUUCUAUCCGUGGUCUAGAAUCAGAAUUUUGCAAUGUUUGUAUCACAAUCUGAUGCCAGUUGUUGGCUUGCCUUGCUUUAAUGUAUGGUUUAUAAAGGAACAGAUAAUCAUUUUGUGUUGGAUGAAUUUUUAUGCAGUAGCAAAAAAUGUGGAUGAAUAAUUAACAAACUCUUGCGAUUGGGAGUUCUAAUAGAUUUACUAGUUUUUAUUCACAAAACCACAAGAUGCAACAUCAAAGUGUCACCUCCUGUAAGCACUAAGAAGUCAAGAGGUGUUGAUGACAAUAUGGAACACUUUUUUCUAAGAAACUGGAGGAGUUCAGUGAUACCAAUAAUCAAGUGCAAGGGCCAUUUUGAGGAAAUGACUGUAUGGACACCGGGCUAUAAGUGCAAGAAAAACUUCCAACUUGAAUAUUGGGAGCACAUUCUUCAGUCAGAUGAGACCAAUAUAUAUUUGUUUAGCUGAGAUGGAGUCCAGCAUAUUUGGCUUGAACCUGGUCCUGGAUACAACAGUGAAUGUAUCGUCCUGAUGGUGAUGCAUAGAUUGUGAUGUCAUGGGGCUACAGAAGUACAAGAGGUGUUGGGGUGAUGACAUUAUUACAUGCUGCUCUACUGUGGAUAAACCAAGAUACUGCCUGACAAGAUGACCCCCAAGUGGCAGAAAUUUGGCAGAGGAAUAUUCCAGCAUUAUAACGACCAGAAGCACACAAAGCAAAGAUGUGGUUUAAACAAAAGAAUGGUAGGACGUCUGUCAAGAAUUCUGUGCAACAAUAGAAGAUUUGUCAUCAAAAAUCGAUGUAAGCAUGUAUGAAUAUAGAAACAUGUACAAGAAC